GUAUACUGGCCUGGAGAACUCCAUGGACUCUAUAGUCCAUGGGGGUCCCAAAGAGUUGGACACAAGUGAGCGACUUUCACUCACCCACUCACUCACCUCUCUCACCCCUCUGCCUGAGCUCUCUACCAUCUGACCCACGACCACACAGAAGCUGACCAAGCUAGUUCCCGUCUUAGCCUUCGCUCUUCCCUCUGCCAGAGAAACCCUUCUCUUCCUCCUCUUCUCUUUCUUCCUGGCCAAUGCCUACCUAUCUUUCAGGCCUUGGCUUAGCACUCUCCUCCUUCAGGGAGGUUCUUUGAUCCUCAGACUAGGUCAGGUUCUGGGUUAGUCACCAGACUUCCUCUUUCACUUGACAUCUCACUUCCUGUGCUAAAGUAAGGCCACAUUGUUCAUUUCUGUUGCAGGGCCUUCUGUAGUGAUUGGUAAGUAGUAGGCGUUUGUUAGUGAUCAGUGAACGAAAGACCAUCUCCUUUCUCCAUUGGCAAAUCCUACUCCUUUUCCUAUUACAUUUCUACUAUAGCAUUCAACUCUGUGUUCUCUUGGAGACCCGUAACUUUACUGAGAUCAAAUGAUCCAUUGAGUUUUAGCUCAGGUCCUUCUCACAGUGGGCUCAGAGGGUCCCAAACCCAUCCUGUAGUUGUUUGCCCAGUUUCAGAAUGCAUAUCUGGAAUUGGCAUACUCAGCAAUGGAUGAACUCUCCACGUCAGUUGAAGGCAGGGCUGUAACUGGUUGGUGACCCCCAGGUCCCUGCACUGGGCAAGUGCAAGGACAGAGCACAAUAACUUACUCUGUUCUCUUAUAUUUGUCUGUUGGCAAUGACUUUUCUGCCUGUCCCCUCCUUUGUUGCUCCAGUCAGCUCUGGGAUGCAGCUGUGGUGAUGUGAAGGGUUCAGGACACAGAAUAGGAAUGGAGGUAUUCCAGAUUCAGGUGAUUUGUACUGUGUGAUCUUGGGCAAGUCAUUUCCCUAUCUAGACCUUAGCUGUUUCAUCUGAUACAUGGAGCCAAUAUUAUCUUUUCCAUAUACAGUAAGUCCCCUACAUGAGAACCUUCAAGUUGCGAACUUUCCACGAUGCAAACGUGUUCGUAUGUCCAGUCACGUGAGUUAGUCCACGUGUCUGGUGUACACUGUCAGUGCAUCCCCUAUGAGUGGUUGUGCUUUGGUGUCUUUUACUGUACAGUACUGUAUAGAGUACAGUAGGACAGUAUCUUUAUUUCAAGCCCAGGAUGCCCAGAAGCAAGUGUAAAAGCAGCAGCAGUGUAGCUGCUAAGAAGCACCAAGUGAUAACAGUGGAAACAAAAAUGAAAAUAAUUGAGAGAGCGGAGCAAAGUGAAAAGAUGGUAGAUGUCACUCAUUCUUAAAACAUGAAUCAUUCAACCAUCAGCAGGAUUCUAAAGAACAAGGACAAGAUCAUGGAACAUGUGAAGUGAAAUCUGCUGUGCCGAUGAUGUCAACAAUAGUGUCAGAGAAGCAUGGAAAAUUGCUGGAGGGGAUGGAGAAACUUCUCAGAGUGUGGAUGCAGGAUCAGCAUCAGUGUCAAAUCCGGCUCACCUUAAUGCUGAUUCAAGAGAAAGCUAAAAAGCCUUUAUGAAGGCUUGAAGAAGAAACAGGGCGAAGAAUCAGAGGGUGCAUCUUCAAUGCCAGCCAUGGUUCAAAGCUACAGUCAACCUUCACAAUGGAAAAGUGGCGAGGCCACGAGUGCAGAUAUAGUAGCUGCCUCGGAACUUCCUGAAACCCUUUGAGAAAUUAUCGUACUGUACUGUACUAAUGAAGACCUGAUGGAAUUGAAGGCCCAGAGGAAGGACGAAGAGAGACAAGAGGAAAAAGUAAAAGAAGAACUGAAGUGAUUCACAAUGAUGGAAAUGACAAGAUGAUUUUAUUUGAGGAGGCAGUUUUAGUUUUCGAGGCAUAGGACCUGAACGUAGAAUGGUACGUGAAUGUUGUUCAGGAUGCUAUCCAGCACUACUGGGUCAUCUAUAAUGAGAGAAAAAGAGCUACUGCCCAGUCCAUCACUGGACUUUUUUUUUUUUUUUUCCAAGAGGGUAGAUAGAAUUGAAUCCAGCAAGGAACCAGAACCUGUGCCAUCAACAUCAGGCAUGAAUGAAAUUGCAGCUUGCUCUCCGUCUCCUAUUGCUGACGACCCUUCAGUUCUACCAUCUCCCACCUCCUCUCCUUCCUCCAGUCAGUAACUCUUCCUGCCUGUUCACUGGAUGCCAGCCCCUGGAUGCCAGCUGCUGUACUGUACUUUUCAAGGAUUCGGGAGUGAGGGUGACCAGGAGAGCCCUUCACGAGAAAGGCCUGAAAACAGAGCCUCUCAGGCGGCUUCUUCCCAGAAGAGGCCUCCGGACAAACGCCCGGCCCAGUUCCGCGGGGCCGCCGCCGCCGGAGCCCAGAGCUCCCGGGGGAGGAAGCAAGGCCCCGAGGGCACCCCGGACGAUCCCCCAAGGGAAGGGGAGGUGAGCCGACUCCCCAGGCAAGGCGAGGCCCUGAGGCUUCCCUUGGCUGCCCCAAGAUCCAGCCACCCACCCGCUCCCCCCGAGGGCGCAGAGAGCUUCCCAGCUCCACGGCCACCGUGGGAUCAUCAGGGGCGCGCGGCCCCAGCCUGCCCCGAACCUAAGGUCACAGCACUCGUCUGGCUCACCACCGACACCCGCAUAGAGCAGGAUCGACAGCCCCCCAAGUGAGGGAAAGGCUCCAGGCACAAUCUGACCCCGUUGAGCGCCGGAGGACGCAUCGCAGCCGGAGUGAGGGCGGGGCGCCGGGCCUCCACCCCGGGAAGGGCAGCCCGGGACGCGCCCCCUCUGCUCCUGGAGACCACAUGCCCUCCCCACUCCCUCCCUCCGGCCUCCCCGGAGGCCAGGCUAGCGGGUGGGUUCAUCCAGCGCCCGAAGACCUGCAGCAAGACCUCCCCACGGGGCCAGCCUCCCCGCAGGAAACCGACCUGGGCGGGCGGGGAGCGCCCAAAGCUUCUGGCACAGCCCCAGCGGACCGGAAAAUCCCCACCUGGAGAAGGCCCGGGGCGAGGGAGCCUGGCUGCACUGCUGGCCCUGUCCUAGGAAAUGUCGACAUCUCCAGUUGAUUGAGGGCUUACCCCGUGCCAGGCCUUGUGAUUUAUGGGAAUGAUCUCAUUCAAUCCUCACCACAUCCCUGGGCCAUUGGUGUUCUCAUUAUCAGCAUUUUACAGAAGAAGAAACUAAGUCUCAGAGAGGUUAAGGCACCAGCUCAAAGUCACACAGCCAGAAUGUGGCCGAACCAGCAUUCAGACCCAGGUCUGCCUGCCUGACCCCACAGCCCGCCCAAGGGCACCGCUUCUCCUGUUGGCACAUGAGUGAGGGGCACUGGUCUGACAGGACAUCUGCUUGUGAAGCAUCCAUUUUUCUCCUGGUGAUUAUAUAAAACACUUUUUAUACUAAAGUGAGCAGAUACUCACUGGAAUGCAAGUGAACAUUUGCACCAGCAAUUGAGAUGCAACUUGUGACAUCAUAGGAAUUUUAUGCCAAGUCCAACGCUUCAAGCUCAGCCCCUGGCUACCUGAGGUGCC
Molecule: messenger RNA, 3539 nt
Organism: Cervus elaphus (red deer)
Lineage: Eukaryota; Metazoa; Chordata; Mammalia; Artiodactyla; Cervidae
Product: salivary acidic proline-rich phosphoprotein 1/2-like
Exons: 2
Coding region: 2209-2682 (157 amino acids)
Source: RefSeq, a predicted model, not a curated record